UAAAUCAUAUUAACAGAAAAAUAUACGGGGCUAUGAAAUCAUUCAAAUAUUUAACUUUAACUUUAAAUUUACUUAAUCAGUGGCUUAAAAACAAUACCUCUGAAUAUCCAUUUGACUAGAUUUUGAUAAUUUUUUAAAAUAAUUUACUAUUCAUCGUAGAUACUGCUAAAAAAAUAGUAUAAAUGAUGUUGCUGUUUUCUUAUAAAACUAACUGUUUCAGUCAGAAUUCAAUAAAAACCACUUUGAACGUGAUGCAUCUGUUUUGUUUUUGUAUAGUCAAAUGUCGAUAUUCAAAUGUAUAAUCAAAUAUUUUCCUAUUGUUCCAGUUUUUAAUUGUUAGUAGGAUUAAAUUUUUCAUUAUUCUAAAGUGGUCUAAACUUCUUUAACGAAAAAAUUACCUACCAAGAUUUUAUUUGUUAAUAUUGUUAAGCAAAGGACAAUUAAUAUAUGCGUUAAUUAUUUACAGUAUCAUUAUUUAAAAACAAUUUUACAGAGGUGUAAAGGAAAUAAUUUGGUAGCCUCUAAUAUAAUUUGUUUUGAUGUUUAUGAUUAUACAAGGUCUUUUGGUUUUUCAAUGUUGUUUAUAAAUAAACUCUUCAUCCUUUUCUCAACUAAUACUCGCACUAGUUGUUAUUCUAGAUGAAAAUUGACGAUAUUAUCGAGAGUGAGGAAGCAAAAGGACACAUUUAUGAGAAAGGAAAUUCCCACUGUCCAUAAACUAGUUGUUCAAGAGUGGGGAAGGUUCAAGGUUGUUGAAGGAAUGGAACAGCUAUCUCUCAGUUAACUCGGUCUGCUCGUUUAGUUAAGUUUGUGAUAUUUUGUUUGUUUGUCACUUUUUGUUCCAAUUGUGUUUGUAGAUGGAAAAUCCUAUUCUUUCUUAGAAACAGAAAAUGUUAGUGUUGUGUUUGUCUGUGAAUUAUUUAAAGCUUAACUAUGACUGCAGGAAUGUUUUGCUUCAGAGCACACAUGUCAUUAAUUCAAGAAAUAGGUUCUAAUAGACCUUAGAAAACAAUUUAACCAAAACAUGACAUUUUCUUAAUUUUUUUGUACAUAAUAAUAUAUAUUUUUGUAAAUAUGAUAUUCAAUUAUUUAGUAUGUAUGCUAGUGAUAUUUAGCAUUAAUUGUGGUGCUUCGUUAAAAACCAAUAACUUAUCAAAAUGCAAUAAGCUUCAAACGCCAGCGUCCUCUUUUUGCUAUGAAGAACCGUUGAACUCUCAAGAUUGUGCUAACAAUCGCACAGACUGUUACAAGUGGUGUAAGGAUAAAUUGAACUGGACUAUUGUAAACAGUACGGCAGGGGCUGUGAAAUUCCAGUUACCUCUUGCUCCAAAAGAGUGCUGUUUCACCUACUAUGAAAUAGUUAUGACAGUGAGUGAGAAUGAGUGCAAUUUCACUGGUAAUGUUUCGGAACACUCGAGCCACUGGCUGAUGGGACAGCCCUUUGAUGAAUGUGAAGACAAAGAUAAAAACAAACAUCUGGAGUUGGUUAUAAACCAUUUGUUCACGGGAUGUUACAGGAUGGAUGUAAAGCCUGUAAACGAAUUAACGACAAAUUUAGAUUAUUGCAUUGUCGAGCCUAUUCGGCUGAAAACUGCUUACAAACCUAUGCCACUUGCAUUGAGUAACGUUUCAGUGACAAAUGUAUACGAUGACCAAAGAUUGUUGCUCUUGAUGAAAUUUCGCUUUGAUGUACCGAUUGGAGAGUUUCCAGAGACAAUUAUCAGGCUCAGCUCAGGAGAAAAAAUGUCUGAAGAUUGUGUAGGCUCCGGCAACAACAAAGCGUGCUGCACAACAGGUAGAGAUGAAGACAGUGAGUGCUGCUCUAACGAAUAUGAUAAAAACAUUGGGUGUUUGUGUUACUGGAAUGAAAAUGCACUAGAUUGCGAGUUUAAUAAUAUAACACAAGGAAAUUAUUGCAUCAAUGUAGAAUUGGUGGACCAGCGGUGCGUUUCAAGGAAAUUGUGGUCAAACCAUACCCUAUGCAGUUGGUAUUUUCCAUAUUCAAUUGCUGAAAACAACCAGCUUGUUACAUCUUCGAAUGACAACCCUUGGAUCACGGUAACUGUGACAGCAGUGGUUGUGUUUAUCAUUUUGGCGCUUUUGAUGUUGUUGUAUUAUAAGGCUUAUCGAAAAGUGAUUUACAACCAGUAUAUAUCAUUUGCACCUGCAAGGAAAAAGACAGUGUCAGUAAUCAUCCCUCAAAAGAUCAUGUUACUGUAUCCAAGGGACUGCAAGGCCUUUAUGGAUGUGAUGAAGGUGUUCAGGUCUAUUCUUCAAGAAACCUUAAUUGCCCAGGUGUAUGAUAUUUGGGAUAAUAGAAAUUGGAAUGAUGUACAUUCAACUGGGCCACUUUGGGCAGUUAAGUACCUAAUAGAUCCAAACGUCAAGAUUUUAUUGGUAAACUCGCCAUGCUCGAAAAUAAUAGAAGAAGCUAUCCUGAGUAAGAAGACGUUUGAAUACAAUAAACCCACUCCAAGGGACGAUGUAUACUUUUGUGCUCUGAAAAGUGCUCUCGAUUUAUUGAUGUCAGAAAACAAUCGUUAUAAUCGUUUUUUCAUUGUAAGGUUGGAUAGUAAGGAUUGUAUGUUUGAUAAGCCAGCAUUUCUUAAUACAAUUUAUACCCUGCCACAACAUCUCAAAGAGUUUAUCAUGGAUAUCCUUAACUCUCCAAUUGUGGACGUCAUACUCAAUCCUGAUAGAUUACCAAAGAUUCAUCAGCUACAGACUGCAAUAAGCGAACUUGAGAAUUUCAGGUUAAAUAAUGAAGAAUACCUCUCUGAACUGAUUUGGUUAACUUCUUGAUAUACAUUUUUGUUUUGAGAAUUCCUAGCUUGAACUAAAAAAUCUCAUAAAUUUUUUGUGGUGGUAAAUUCUAAAAGACUGGUCAGAUCUGAAAAAAAAUUAAUUUUAUUUUGGGGAUUUUUAUUUCAUUUUUUUCUCCUACUGUUUGUUUAAAUUGCUCAAAUUCUUUAUAUUAAAGAUAUAUUUGCAUGAUAAAUUAGAGCAUUAAUGUCAAUAUAAUUUUUAAUUUAAUUAACUAAGAAAUGUUAUUACUAUUCAAUCUCAGGCAAACUUGUUGUUAACCUUGUUUAUGAUAGUAUGAUUGUGAGUUCCAACAUUAAAAUUUCAAUUCAAUUAUUAUAACAAAAUCAGCGAAAUGGUUGUCUAAAACAUCCUUUACAGAAGGAAGACUUGGAUGUGUAAAAUUAAAAUCAAAUGACUUAGUCAUUAAUUAUAAAUACAAUUCAUACAAGAAUUGCCAUGGAAAUAAUAUUUUGAAAUUUACCAAUAUAUCAAAUUCUAAGUCACUCUACCAAACUUCUGUUUGAAAUAUGUAUUGAUGAUUGUUAUUAAUAUAAUAUUAAGGCAAACUUUUAUUCUCCUCAAAGAAAAGUGUGGAUACAAUAGAUCUCUUGUUUCUUUUUUGUAAGAUUAAUUUUAUGUGAGAAUGAAUGAGUUUUAUUAAUGCAUUAUUUAUUAAGAUAACUUUUAAAAAAUGAAAUCUAGUCUUAUUGAAGUAAGAAUAA
This is a messenger RNA of Cimex lectularius (bed bug), 3527 nucleotides long. It is a transcript of the gene L2HGDH, whose product is annotated as L-2-hydroxyglutarate dehydrogenase, mitochondrial. Gene Ontology annotation, molecular function: (S)-2-hydroxyglutarate dehydrogenase activity; (S)-2-hydroxy-acid oxidase activity. NCBI's taxonomy places the organism in Eukaryota, Metazoa, Arthropoda, Insecta, Hemiptera, Cimicidae. The coding region runs from base 1075 to 2802 and encodes 575 amino acids. The transcript has 12 exons. The record is from RefSeq and is a predicted model, not a curated record.